Messenger RNA from Mobula hypostoma (lesser devil ray), 3954 nucleotides. RefSeq names its product fumarate hydratase (gene fh). NCBI's taxonomy places the organism in Eukaryota, Metazoa, Chordata, Chondrichthyes, Myliobatiformes, Myliobatidae. Bases 45 to 1565 code for a protein of 506 amino acids. The transcript has 10 exons. Gene Ontology annotation, cellular component: tricarboxylic acid cycle heteromeric enzyme complex; mitochondrion. Gene Ontology annotation, biological process: malate metabolic process; tricarboxylic acid cycle; fumarate metabolic process. Gene Ontology annotation, molecular function: fumarate hydratase activity. The record is from RefSeq and is a predicted model, not a curated record.
CUUUUCCACCCCGUCCUUGGUUCCUCCCCGCCCUCCUUUACAACAUGUUCCGCUUUGUCCGAAAUCUCCAGUGCGUCCAAGGCAAACUCCGAGUAAUACAAGGCUGUCAACUAUUUGCAAAGAACUCGCUCCCGGCCGCUGCUGUUGCAAUCAGUAAAAGAAUGGCAAGUUCUGAUGGAUACAGAAUCGAGUAUGAUACCUUUGGUGAACUGAAGGUGCCAAAUGAUCGAUAUUAUGGAGCUCAGACAGUGAGAUCAAUGAUGAAUUUUAAAAUUGGAGGGACAUCCGAGAGAAUGCCAAUCCAAGUGAUAAAAGCAUUUGGGAUUUUGAAAAGAGCUGCCGCAGAAGUGAAUAUGGACUACGGCUUGGACCCAAAGAUUGCACACAGUAUUAUGAAAGCAGCAGAUGAGGUGAUUGCUGGAAAAUUGGAUGUUCACUUUCCUCUGGUCGUAUGGCAGACUGGCUCUGGAACACAAACCAAUAUGAAUGUGAAUGAAGUUAUCAGCAACAGGGCAAUUGAGAUUCUCGGAGGUAAACUGGGCAGCAAAGAUCCCGUCCAUCCCAAUGAUCAUGUGAACAAGAGCCAGAGUUCCAAUGAUACAUUCCCAACUGCCAUGCAUAUUGCUGCUGCAAAGGAGGUUCAUGAGGUGCUUCUGCCCGGUUUGCAGAGGCUCCAUGAUGCCCUUGAUGCUAAGGCCAAGGAAUUUGCAGACAUCAUCAAGAUUGGCCGUACACAUACACAAGAUGCAGUACCUCUGUCUUUAGGGCAGGAAUUUAGUGCCUACGUACAGCAGAUAAAAUAUGGCAUGGAACGGAUUAAGGCUGCAAUGCCAAGGAUCUAUCAAUUAGCGGCUGGUGGAACUGCCGUGGGAACUGGAUUGAACACGUGGAUAGGAUUUGCAGAGAAGGUGGCUGCCAAAGUUUCAGAAUUCACAGGUUUACCAUUUGUCACUGCGCCCAAUAAGUUUGAAGCACUUGCUGCACACGAUGCUUUGGUCGAACUGAGUGGUGCCAUGAACGUUGUUGCCUGCAGUCUGAUGAAGGUAGCCAACGAUAUUCGUUUUCUGGGAUCUGGACCUCGCUCUGGUUUGGGGGAGCUUAUUCUGCCUGAGAACGAGCCAGGGAGCAGCAUCAUGCCGGGUAAGGUGAACCCUACUCAAUGUGAAGCUGUUACCAUGGUAGCUGCACAGGUCAUGGGAAAUCACGUCGCUGUCACUGUUGGUGGAAGUAAUGGCCACUUUGAGUUGAAUGUGUUUAAGCCCAUGAUGAUUAAAAAUGUGCUGAAUUCAGCACAAUUGAUUGGAGAUUCCUGUGUCUCCUUCACAGACAAUUGUGUGGUUGGAAUUGAGGCCAACACUGAAAGGAUUAACAAGUUAAUGAAUGAGUCACUAAUGCUGGUGACAGCACUUAACCCACAUAUUGGUUAUGAUAAAGCAGCGAAGAUCGCCAAAGCAGCCCACAAGGAAGGCACAACGUUAAAAGAAAUGGCAGUCAAGUUAGGAUUCCUUACAGCAGAAGAGUUUGAUAAGUGGGUUAAACCACAGGAAAUGCUGGGCCCUAAGUAAUUUUUACCAGUAUUUCGGCUCCAAAUGUUUCAUAAUACUGGGAAAUAAAUGUUUUGCAAAACUUUUAAUUGCUGUUCUCCUGUGCAAUCUUUGUAAUUUAGCAUAGAAAAUAUUAUAGUGAGUGUGCUAUUUUAGAAAUGAAUGCAUGGUAAAGAGCAGAAACAGAACUUGAAAUAUUCAAUAUUUUGACUUCUGUAGUCAAUGCUGCUAAUUGAAGAAAUCCAUCUGGAGCCGGGUCUUCUACCUCAUGAACUUCAUUUCAUAACAGCCAGCUUGUCCAAUGCCUGCAGUGAAUAUGAUGAACUCUGCUUCUGAAAUUACUUUCAUGGUCUACAAGGGAACUGAAUUUUUGUACCAAAUUUCAACCCCUGAGUUACUCUUACCAAGCUGAUAAUGCAUACUUCUGACCUGACAAGAAUCUUCAAGACUCACAGAUAACGAAGAGAUAUGGAUCUGCUGUUCCCAAUUCGCCUGCUUGUCAAGAAUUUGUUCAAGCCAUCCAAAGUCAGCAAAUUAAAAUAGUUUUGAGUUUCUCUUUGGACCUGCAUACUAGUGGCCUAACUAUAAAAGCUGGACAAGUGGUGUCGCACCUGUGGUCCUAAUAGUCUUAGUAGAUGCAUUGUGAGGGAGGUGGGGAAGUACACGCAGAAUUGAACAUCCCAUGUAGUUGCAUCUAACAUGUGCUUUUUUCAUUCUUAUAACUGUUCCAAUAGGUAUUGUAUUUCCUCUAUUGUAAAAAAAAACAAAGAUGAUGACAGUCAUCAUUAUGUGCCAUGUCAUACGAUGUGUGUAAUCAUGGUCUUCGACCAUGAUUGUUCUUGCCAAAUUUUUCUACAGAAGUGGUUUGCCAUUGUCACCUUCUGGGCAGUGACUUUACAAGACGGGUGACCCCAGCCAUCAUCAAUCCUAAUCAGAGAUCGUUUGCCUGCCGUCAGUUGUCGCAUAACCAGGACUUAUGAUGUGCACCAGCUGGUCAUACGAGCAUCUACCAUCUGCUGCCAUGGCUUCAUGUGACUCUGAUCAGGGGUGGGGAGCUAAGCUGGUGCUACACCUCUCCCCAGGGUAAGCUGCAGGCUAGCAGAGGGAAAGAGUGCCUUACAACCCCUUUGGUAGAGAAGUAUCUCCAAAAAGAAACAACCAAAUUUCUGAUGUUUUUUCCCUUUCAACUGGGGAUAAUAACCAUCACAAACAAUGCUUAUAAAAUAAACACCAUCCUGAAAUAUUCUAUGGAAGGAGAACCCAGUGUCCUUCAAACAGCUGUCUGAUACCUGUCCAGUAGGUUCGAUUCCCUACUCGUACCCCAUCUUUGGGAAUCCAUUAGACAAUCAGUUGAUCCUUGCUCUUGUGCCACGAAGUUUCUAGUGAUUUUUGAUCUCUUUAGCCCCAUCCCUUACAAACUACGGGGAGUGAUUGGUAAGUUUGUAGCCUAAGAUAGAAGGAGUCGAUUUUAGAAAACCUAGCACAUAUAUUUUUCAACAUAGUCCCCUCCGACAUUUACACACUUAGUCCAGCGGUCGUGGAGCAUAUCGAUCUUGGACCUCCAGAAAGUGUCCACAGCAGGGGUGAUUGAUAACUCUGUAGCCUAGGGUAGAAGGAGAUGAGUUACAUGCACAUGCAGUUCAACUCUGAGUGAUUAUGCAGAAAGUUUGAAUUUAGCUCGUCAGGGGUGAUAAGUUUGUGGCCUACGGUAGGAGAUGAGUUAUUAACUUCAAACUUUCUGCACAAUCACUCGGAGUUGAGCUGCAUGUGCAUGUAACGAGAGCUGUAUAAGUCAUCUCCUCCUAUCUUAGGCCACGAACUUAUCAAUCACCCCUCAUACAGUGGUUUCUGGUGGUUGCUAUCCUGCUCUGUUGCCUCUUUCCCAGCCCAACCUUAUGUUUGCAUUCUCAACAUCACAGCAACGACACAUUGUGACUUUUAUUUGGCUGCCACAUCAGAAUAUUUUUAGCGAUCACACGUAUUCAUUCUAAACUUGGGAUGCCAAAUUACUUAAUGGUUCGGAAUGCCGUAUAAUAUUCCUUAGCGUCUGGCUUGACCUGUUUGCUUAUCACAGCCUAGCAUAGUGCUAUUCGUCCAUAUUUCAUGGACCUUGUGGUCUCUAUUGUUCUGUGAGAUGAUAAUUUUGCAUCCUAGAUGAUGGAGUGUCACUCAACCAGGUGUAAUGUGAAGUACCAGGGCCUAGGAGAUGUACUACAAAUAAUGUAACUUAUGGAUGAAAACUAGGGGCAUUUAUUAAAAAUAAUUAUUUCUUUGACUAUUGGAAGUAACUGUCAAAUCUAUCUUCUGGAAAUGUAACUAGGUAAGAAAUACAAACACCUAAGCAAUGUACUCAUUAUUUGCAAACAGUAUGAUAGCUAUGAUCUGUUGUAUUUUGAGAAAUAAAGUCAAA